AUGCUCGUUGUAUAGGUCAAUAUUCAUAGAGGAUGUCUUAUACCCCAGCUUAAUUGGGGUCUCUAGUUCCUUUUUGAGAUUCGCAGCAAGCCCUAUUGUCUAGUGGAUGAUGACAUCUUACCAUCUCGGAUAUUAGAGAUCCCCGAGCAACAGGCUACCGCCCACCCACUUCAACAACAAUUCCCCAUUCAGAUCUUGUGUACACUCGGCCAAAAAAUUCCCCGCCCGUCAUGCCAUCCCCUUCGCGAAACAUCCCGGCGGCAGCUGCGAAGCCACAGCGGGUGCUCGCAUGCAUCCUCUGCCAGAGCCGCAAGGUCAAGUGCGAUCGGAACUUUCCCUGCUCUAAUUGUGUGAAAUCUGGGGCAACUUGUGUACCUGCUGGCUCAAUCGCGCGGCAGCGACGUAGGAGGUUUCCCGAACGCGAGCUACUGGACCGUCUUCGCCGUUAUGAAGGCUUGUUGCGCCACAACAAGAUCGACUUCGAACCCUUGCACCCAAGUAGCACUACAGAUCAGUCUAACCCAGUAGCCGAGGGUAAUUGUUUCGAGCUGAGCUCUAAGAUCCAGGCAAUCGAUAUCGCCAGCAGCGUUGAAAGCCCCGAAUCGGAACAUGUGGACGACACACCCAAUUCUAAAACCAUUAACAUAUGGCAUGUCAUGAAUCAGAGAUCGCAAUCACCUUCUGAAGAUGGAGAAACCGACGUAGACGAGUAUGAUGUCGAUAAGGAACUGCAUGCUGACAUCCGUCUUACGAACGUGAAGACGGCGCUGUCGCAUUUGUUUGAAGAUGACGAUGACGGCAGAUUCAACUUCGGCGCUCGUUCAGAUAUAGAUCCCAUAACACUCCACCCUUCACAAGUCGACAUGAUCAGGAUUUGGCAGAUCUACCUUGACAAUGUCAAUCCGCUACUCAAAGUUACUCAUACUCCAACGCUGCAAACACGCAUCAUUGCGGCGGCAGCAGACUUGGCAAGCGCAACUCCGCAGUUACAGGCUCUCAUGUUUGGAAUCUAUUGUGUGUCUAUGCUGACACUUUCGGAUGAUGAGUGUAUUACACUAUUUGGUAACAAAUGCGGAGACCUGCUACGAAAGUUUCAGUUGGGUUGUCGACAAGCGCUCUUACGAAGCGGAGUAUUGCGAACAGACGACCGUGACUGCUUAACGGCCCUUUUUCUGUACUUGCUCUCGACGAAACCUAGAGCUGAACCUCGCUCGCUUUCUACCAAUCUUGCUGUGGCUAUACGUCUCGCGCAACACAUGGGGCUUCAUAGUGAAGACCUCAAUUCGAAGCAUACUGCUCUAGAGGCAGAGAUGCGUCGCCGCAUUUGGUGGUCACUAGUCCUUCUCGAUACGCGUGUGGCUGAGAUGUCAGACUUCAAAUGCUCGAUUCUCUUGCCUGGAUGGGAUUGCAAACCUCCAUCGAACAUCCAUGACUUCGAUUUAGGGACGGAGACAAAAACGCCACCUGCGCCACAUGAGAUGAUCACCGAGUCUACUUUCGCAGUUGUCAGAUGUGAGCUGGCGAACUUCGUACGACACAGUGGCUACUGGCUCGCCUUCAACAACCCUUGCUUGAUGCCACUUGCACGCCGCCCACCAGUUGGAUCUUCCCCCGCCGGCGACGAGCUUGCUGUUAUUGAGAAUUUGGUGGAGGAGAAAUACCUCAAAUUCUGCAACCCAGCAAAUCCGAUACAUUUCAUGAUAGUGUGGAUGGCACGAGGCUACCUUGCUAAACAUCGGAUGCUUGCGCACUAUGCGCGACAUGCGCGAGCACCUUCAAAGCAGACCGAGGAUCAGCGCGACCUAGCUCUUGGGUAUGCGCUGACGCUAUUCGAAUGCGAUACAAAGCUUCUCUCUUCUCCUCUGACAAAGGUUUUCACUUGGUUCACUAUGACAGUGCUGCAGUUCCCGUUCCAAGCAUACAUCCAUGUUGUGCAGGACCUCGCUCGACGUCCGACGACCAAGCUAGCCGGAAGGGCCUGGGCGGUGAUGAGUGCCAACUACACUGUACGAUUCACGCACUGGCUAGGGUCCGAUGACAAUCCGCUCGCGAACAUCAUUUCCAGAAUCGUGCUGCAGGCUUGGGAAGCACGCAGAGCGGCGGUGCCGUCUGAGACCGAGACGGUACCAGGCAUUGUCGAAUCCAUGAUGAACCGAAAACAGGCAGGCAUGACACCUGAUUACUCACACCUGCCGAGCUGGAUACAACAAGGAACAACCAGCAACGAUGAUUCGUGGAUGCCUGUGCCUAUACCGGCUCCGAUGCCUAUGAUGAGUUUUGAUACAUUUGAUCCUGCCUACAACUUUGCGUGGCCAGAUCCAAUGUCUAAUAUGCAGGACACAUCUUCUGCAGAAAUGAGCAUGGAUUCGAUGAACUGGGGCAACACGGAGUGGAGCUCUUUGCGUGGCGGCGGUCAGGGAUGGUGAAAGCCGUUUCGAACUAACAGGCUUGAGCGGUCAUGUUCUCAAGCGAGCAACGAGCACAAGCCGGAUAUGACCUCUCCAAGUACUUGCGAAUAAUAUUGUAAUGCUUCGGAAGAUCGCGCUGGGGACCAUUCAAGCGAAUAUGUAACGGUCCUGUGCGGAUAUACUACAGUUCUCUCCUCAUACACCGCUAAAUUUUUCUGCUCCACUCUUUUGAAGCAUACUUCUUCUGCCC
Paraphaeosphaeria sporulosa is the source of this 2658-nucleotide messenger RNA. RefSeq lists its product as uncharacterized. NCBI's taxonomy places the organism in Eukaryota, Fungi, Ascomycota, Dothideomycetes, Pleosporales, Didymosphaeriaceae. Gene Ontology annotation, biological process: regulation of DNA-templated transcription; DNA-templated transcription. The coding region runs from base 231 to 2426 and encodes 731 amino acids. The record is from RefSeq and is a predicted model, not a curated record. Gene Ontology annotation, molecular function: zinc ion binding; DNA binding; DNA-binding transcription factor activity, RNA polymerase II-specific. The transcript has 8 exons.